UUGGUCACACUUAAAUCUCUUGGUCCAAAGGGCGAUUUAACAAUAAUUAGAAAUUAUGUGGAGGUAUAGCACGAAAUUAGCAGGAAACGCUACGUUCUGCAGGCGAAUUGCGACGCAUAGUCCCAAGUUGGGGGCGGAAACCAAUCGAAGCAAGGACAAGGCAAGUGAGAAUGGGUCUUUUAUGGCCAACAUAUUUCGGGGGUCCUUGGAGUCAAGCCAAGUGUUCCCGUAUCCGGAUGUGCUGAGCUCGGAUCAGAAGGAGCUGACCAACAGCCUGAUAGACCCGUUUGAACGAUUCUUCGCGGACGUCAAUAACGCCGCACUGAACGAUGCGAAUUCCAAACUAGAUGACACCACGGCGACGGCUUUGUGGGAACUUGGGGCCUUUGGAAUCCAAGUGCCGUCUGAUUACGGCGGCCUCGGUCUGAAUAAUACCCAGUACGGCAGACUGUGCGCAAUUGUAGGUGCCAAUGAUCUGGGACUGGGCAUCACGAUUGGCGCCCAUCAGAGUAUUGGAUUCAAGGGAAUCCUUUUGUACGGCACCCCGGAACAAAAGGAGAAAUAUCUGCCCAAAGUGGCCUCCGAGCAAGUCUACGCGGCCUUUGCCCUCACGGAGCCAAGUUCCGGAUCUGAUGCUGGAUCGAUUCGGUGUCGCGCUGUUAAAAGCGCUGAUCAAAAGUACUUCGUGCUAAAUGGUUCGAAAAUUUGGAUAUCUAAUGGUGGAAUAGCUGAAAUAAUGACUGUAUUCGCUCAGACCGAGCAGGUGGACCCAAAGACUGGCGAAAAGAAGGACAAGGUUACUGCGUUUAUUGUGGAACGAUCUUUUGGAGGAGUUACCAAUGGACCACCAGAGAAAAAAAUGGGUAUCAAGGCAUCAAACACUGCUGAAGUUUACUUUGAAGAUGUUAAAAUUCCAAUUGAAAAUGUGCUUGGCAAGGAAGGGGAUGGAUUUAAGGUUGCCAUGAACAUAUUGAACAACGGUCGGUUCGGAAUGGGUGCCACGCUCUCGGGAACAAUGAAAAAAUGCAUUGAAUUGGCCACCGAUCAUGCCAACAAUCGUGUGCAAUUCGGGCAAAAACUAAAGAACUAUGGAUCCAUUCAAGAGAAGUUAGCCCAAAUGAAUAUUCUGCAAUAUGCCACGGAAUCAAUGGCGUUCACCAUUUCGCAAAACAUGGACGCCGGCAGCAAGGACUAUCACUUGGAAGCCGCGAUAUCAAAGAUCUAUGCCUCGGAGAGCGCCUGGUACGUUUGCGACGAGGCCAUUCAAAUUCUGGGCGGCAUGGGAUAUAUGGUGGAAACAGGUCUAGAACGAGUCCUGCGCGACUUGCGUAUUUUCCGCAUAUUCGAGGGCACAAACGACAUUCUUCGGCUGUUCAUUGCACUGACGGGCAUCCAAUAUGCGGGGUCCCAUCUCAAGGAACUGCAGCGAGCAUUUAAAAAUCCCUCCGCCAAUUUGGGACUGAUUUUCAAGGAAGCCUCAAAGCGUGCUGCAUCGACGGUCGGUUUGGGAGGCACCGAUUUGAGUGUUCACGUAGUGGAUGAACUCCUACCCUAUGCCAAGAAAACAGCCCAUUGCAUUGACCUUUUCGGUCAGUCGGUGGAAGAACUAUUGCUGCGAUACAACAAAAAUAUAGUAAACGAGCAAAUUUUGCUAACACGACUGGCAAACGCUGCCAUUGAUAUAUACUCUAUGGUUGUGACGCAAUCACGAUCAUCUCGCGCUGUAAGUCUUAAUCUUCCAACUGCGCAGCACGAGCUUAACAUGACCAAGGCACUGACCAUUCAGGCCUCUGAUCGAGUGAUCAAGAACCUGCAGGCUGCCACUUCUAGGCAUCACAAGGCCCUUAAUGACAAAAUAUCCACAAUCGCUUUAACUACCCUUGAAAAUGGUGGUGUAAAUACAACUGGAGUCUUAGAACAAAGUUAGUCAAAUUUACAUUAAUACGAAUUUAAAGCCUUUGAAUGUUUUUUUAAAUAUGAAAUCAAAAAAAAUAUUGUAAAUAAUGAAACACGAAACAAUAAAGUAAACCUCACUUAUUUACUAAAA
This is a messenger RNA of Drosophila rhopaloa, 2047 nucleotides long. It is a transcript of the gene Acadvl, whose product is annotated as very long-chain specific acyl-CoA dehydrogenase, mitochondrial. Gene Ontology annotation, molecular function: flavin adenine dinucleotide binding; very-long-chain fatty acyl-CoA dehydrogenase activity; fatty-acyl-CoA binding. NCBI's taxonomy places the organism in Eukaryota, Metazoa, Arthropoda, Insecta, Diptera, Drosophilidae. The record is from RefSeq and is a predicted model, not a curated record. The coding region runs from base 56 to 1927 and encodes 623 amino acids. The transcript has a single exon.